Penicillium mononematosum is the source of this 1200-nucleotide messenger RNA. Its product is annotated as 25S rRNA (uracil2634-N3)-methyltransferase. Gene Ontology annotation, biological process: rRNA base methylation. Gene Ontology annotation, cellular component: cytoplasm. The transcript is spliced from 2 exons. The record is from RefSeq and is a predicted model, not a curated record. NCBI's taxonomy places the organism in Eukaryota, Fungi, Ascomycota, Eurotiomycetes, Eurotiales, Aspergillaceae. Gene Ontology annotation, molecular function: rRNA (uridine-N3-)-methyltransferase activity. The coding region runs from base 1 to 1200 and encodes 399 amino acids.
AUGCCUCGCAAUAACAAGAAGGUCAAAAACGCCCCUCCGCCGCGCCCUCGCGGACCAAGCAAGCCAUCUGGCCCAUCUUCAAACCCAGCCAAGGGACAGCAGCAUGGCAAUGGGCAAAAGCAGGGCAACUCUAAUGCCAAUGCACCUAAGAAAGCUUCUAUGCAAGCAAAUCAGAGACCUAUUGUGCCGUUUUUGAGGAAGGACCGAAUUCUUCUGAUUGGUGAAGGUGACUUUUCAUUCGGCCGUUCUCUGGCAAAGCAAUACAAGUGCCGCAACCUAUGCGCCACAUGCUACGAUUCCAAGGAAGCACUGUACGACAAGUACCCGCAAGCUCCUCGGAACGUCUCAGAUAUCCUGAGCGCAUCAGCAAAGGCAAAACCAGCAACCGACGAGACAGAAAAGCAGCCAGAGGAGAGUAAAUCCGAAGACCCGAUCUCAACCAACCCCAACCAGCAACCCCCCAAAGUCAUCUUCUCUGUGGACGCGCGCAAGCUCGGCGCUCCAGCAGGCGGUGGCAAGGAAAUCCGCACAGGAUUCGAACGUCGUGAGCGCAAGAGACCAGCCUGGUACCAGCAAAAUGAGCCAGCAGGACCACCGUACCAGCCCGGCGGGCCGUGGGAUGUGAUCUGCUUCAAUUUCCCGCACGUGGGCGGGCUCUCUACGGACGUGAACCGACAGGUUCGUGCGAAUCAGGAGUUGCUGGUUGCGUUCUUUAAAGCGUGUGUGCCGCUUGUUUCGAAGCCGCCGCCGCUUAUGGAUGCUGAGGAUGAUGAGUGGGUGUAUGCGGAUGGGGAGGAUAGUGAAGAGGAGGAUGAGGAGGACGAGGAUGAGGAAGGAGGAGAGGGUGAGGAGCUGGGGAAAGAUGAUGAUACUACCGGGAAGGGUUUCCGGACUGGGCCUGGUCAGAUCCUUGUGACUCUGUUCGAGGGGGAGCCGUAUACGCUUUGGAAUAUUAAGGAUUUGGCGAGGCAUGCGGGGCUAGUUGUUGUGACUAGUUUCCGGUUUCCUUGGACUUCUUAUGAGGGUUAUUCACAUGCGAGAACGGCGGGGCAUAUUGAAGGGAAGGAUGGCGAGCGCGGAGGAUGGAGGGGAGAGGAUCGGGAGGCUCGGAUGUAUGUCUUUGAAGUGAAGCAGAAGGAGCCGGCCAAGAAGGGAGGGAAGAAGAGGAGCAGGGAUGAUGAUUCUAGUGAUAGCGAGUAG